GAUAGCGGACAAUUUCCGGUUUUUCUCGGUCAUGCCCAGAGUUGGCGAAGCCGGCACUUUUCUCCGUGGCCAGCAAAGUAACUGGAGGGAGGUAUUUUGUUUUGGUGCUCGCUUAAACUGCGACACACAUACGAGUGCUCCUAUUUCCGUACAAACAGUGCUGUUACUGACCUUCUUCUUUGGCAUGCAGUGGCGCCUGGUGGAAAAGUGCAUUGAAACCAGUUCUGAAUCUGGUGCAUCUCUUCUGCAAGCUUCUGAUGUGAAAAUAUGUAGUGCAAAAGAUCCAAAAAUUGAUGAAUGUUUUACCAACUCUGCGAACAAAAUGUUGAAACAUCUUGCCGACGGCAUACCCCGUUUGAAUGCAGUUCAAAUGGAGCCUCUCCAUUUUCCAUUAUUGAGUUUGGAGCGUAACAACUCCAUAUUUCCGUCCUUAGCCUUCAACAUUUCUGACACAGUGCACAGAGGCUGGAAGGACGUAGUUGUGUUGCGUUCGAAGGUCAACCCGAAUGCUCAUGAAUUCUUCUUCGUCCUCUAUGCCCCGCAGUACUUCGUUGGAGGGAAGUACGAAAUCACUGGCAGCAUUAUAGGUAUCCCGAUUGAAGGGACAGGGGAUAUGGACGUGUAUUUCGAGAACUGCACGUUGUCCGUCACAGUGCGCGGUCGUCUUGAAGAUCGCAACGGCAAAGAAUACUAUAUCAUUGACGACGCAUUCCAGCACUCGUAUUACGAAAAGUUUCAAGUAGACUUCAAGAAUCUAUUCAACAAUACUGCGCUAUCGGCCGUCACGAACAAAAUCAUCAAUUACAGUUACCGUCCCGUUCUCGACGCGCUCACCCCAGCGAUAGACCAAGUGUUCGCGGUGAUUUACGGGCCGCUGGCGCAGAGGAUCUUCGACCGGGUGCCCUACAGGCAGCUGUUCACCGACUUGGACUAGGGCCUCAGGAAGGACGCGGCACCGCCACAAAGAACGGGCCUCGAUGGCUCGGAACAAAUGCUGGCGUCUCAGCAGCGUUGCCGAUCGGGAGAUCCGUUUGAGCUUCGGCGUUGGCAAAAUUCAAUGACGAGAAGACAGAAGAUCUGUGGAGAAGAAUUCUAUUUUUUGUGGUCGGAGCAGUUCCUUAACUACGUGCGACCUGUCCUUCCUCGGCUUUCUCCCCUGCUCUUCCCUCACGCACACACGAACACACGUUCUUACAUUGCACUCCAACAUAUGUCAGUAUAUCACUUGAAAGCUUACUGCCGGAAUAAUAUUUCUGCCUACAUGACAGCUAGCGGCUGGCAUGGGAAAGGGGGGUUCCGUUAUCCAAUCAGAGGCUUCAAAUUCGGAUGACGUCACCCCAGAGUCACCGGUACAUAUUAAUACAAAAAUGAAAUCUUACAACGCAAUGAAACGGAAAAUUGAAAAGCGCUUUUGCUUCUUUUGAUAUGUAUCGCGUGUCUUCUACUGCUGUGUGCUCUUAUUGCGACUUGUUUCUUGCUACUGCUGGUACUGUUGUGAUCGGAUGCAAAACGAGCACACGACCGUCUGUCUGUCUGCCGUCAGAGUAAGUGGCAGCAUCGCUCUACCCAUGCGAGGUUGCCAAGUAGAAAUGCUAUUCAGGCAAUAGAGCUUGUUCUGUGCAGGGGCUGUGCCCCGCUGGAGGAGGUACCUAGAUGGGGUAACCCAACCAAAACAAUCGGCGCCGGAUCUCAUAUUCUAGCGGGGCAGUAACAGCACCUUUUCCGAGAUCUAAUUUGCACUACACUUGCGGAACUAAUGAUCAAUUCUGUUGGCGAACCCGGAAAUAAAAACGUUUAGUUACUUAAAAGCCAAGAAACA
Gryllus bimaculatus (two-spotted cricket) is the source of this 1819-nucleotide messenger RNA. The record is from the annotation of a GenBank genome assembly. NCBI's taxonomy places the organism in Eukaryota, Metazoa, Arthropoda, Insecta, Orthoptera, Gryllidae.